UUUAAAUUAGACGCUGAGUUAAAUUUCUGAGUUGGCCACUGAUAUCCACGCUUCCUCUCCACCUAAUCACCCACACAACGACCACAUCUCCAUUCCUCUCCAUAACCAGAGCUCCACGACACCCGUCUUCUUCCUUAAACCAGACCAAAACGACCUGAACCCCACGCCAUUCCACCAUCAGCUCUAUAGCACCAUUGUCGUCAGCGACAGCGCCUACCCAUCUGGCCAGCAGCAUCUGCGUCAAGCCAAUACCUCAAUCACCAAGCCCCAAUCUCCCGAAAUCAGCCCCCUUUGAACUGACCCAAACCGGUUUCCCGCCCCACGGUUCUUGCAAUCCCAGGUUUCACGCAUCGCAGGUUUCGACAACUUUAGUAUGAAGUAGUCUGCCGCUUACAGCCCCAAAACUCUAUUCCGUGAGUUACCAGCGUUUUCUACUUCACCAUCAGCUUCUCAGUCCAAAGAUUUAGAGAGGGAAUUUCCUGAUACAAUUUUCCUGCCUAAUGACCAUGCUACAUCAAGCAGCAAAAAUGGGGUUUCCAUUGAUGAAUCUUGUCAGAUUCAAAGGAGUGUCCAUAUUGGAGCAACUUCAUUUGGAGGAAAAGCUGCUCCGUACCUCUUCAGAAAAUUGGUGUAUCAUUAAUGAUGGAACAAAUAUCCCUACUAUUGUCAUGGGAAUCUCUGGGAAACCUUCUGAACUUAUUGAGGUUGGACCUGUGUUGCAAGAUCAUGUCCCUGUCAUCAAAAGGUUUACUGGGGGUGGCACUGUUAUUGUUGAUAGUGGGACUAUUUUUGUCACUCUCAUAUGCAACAAGGAUGAUGUUCCUGGAGUGAAACCAUAUCCUCGUUCAAUCAUGUCUUGGAGUGGUCUGUUGUAUAGUGAAGUAUUUCAAGGGAUUGGUGGUUUCCAACUGCGUGAAAAUGAUUAUGUGUUUGGUGAUAAAAAAUUUGGUGGAAAUGCUCAAUGUAUAAUCAAAAGUCGAUGGAUACACCACACCUCCUUUCUAUGGGAUUUUGACAAUAGGAACAUGGCUUACUUGAAGCUGCCUGCUCGGGCUCCCAAGUACAGAUCAGCAAGAAAGCACACUGAAUUUGUCUGUCGAAUGAAGGAAUAUAUGCCAAGAUCAAUUUUCAUAGAGAGAACCCUGAAGGCUCUUGAAUCCCAUUUCUCAGUGAAACCUGUAAACUUGGACGCAGUUGAUGGACUUCACUCAAUAAGAUAUGUUAGCUCCACCAGGCUGCUUUUAAGGCGUGAACUUGAGGAUGCUAGGGCUUCUUUGCUAGAGAGCAGAGUUCUCGGUAGUUAAAUCUUUUGCACUGAAACAAAAUUUCAUAUGUUGGGAGUUGGAGAAGGGCCACGCGCUGGAUAUAUGCCAGUUAGUAAGCCCUACUUAUUUAAAUUUUCUUUGGACCACUAAUGUUUUUACUCCAUUAUUGUUGCAUUUGAGCAUAAUUCCUGCUCUUAUUGCACAUAUUUGAAGCUUACUUUUGUCAUGCUUACUGAAAACUCAUGCAAAGCAUUUCAAUGGGGCAGUUUUUAUCUGAUUGUGACCGAGACAUUUAAAAGUUCCAAGCAUUUGACAUUGCUUCCUCUUGUUUAUAAACGCCCUUUGUGUCACACUUGCUAUGGUUGGUAUAUUUGGUACACUCAAAUGUCUUGCUAAUUCACUUGAUUUGCUGCAGUUGAAUGCCUCAAAGUGUAAUGUGCACCAUACAGGUCAUUAUUAACACGGAACUCAAGGCUUCUACUUCUUCGCAUUAUUAUCACAUAACUCGAGGCUUUUACUUCUCUCCUUUUUCAAAGUGCUUGAAUUUGAAUGUUGAGCCUAAACUAUCAGACUGUACCUGCAGGUACCAAGCCAAAGCGCUUCAUGAGCCUUUGACUUAGAGUUUCUUCCUAAUUUUUGCUUCUUAGGCAUUUCAUUGAAACAGCCAAGUUGUAGAAUGGAAGUCCUAAAACCAUCUCAGAAUGAAGUCUUAGAAUUAACCAUCUCACUGUUAUUGGAGAAAAUGUAGAGCUUGUGAGAUUAAUGGAGCUCCCCAGAUUUUCUUCACAUGGUGGGUUGAUAGGUUGUUGACAUUGCCUAGCCAACAAGAUGGCAUAUUGAAUAAAUUAAGCAAUGAAUACGCUUGCCGACUUCUUUUUUCUGUCAAGUUGUUCUCUGCACACUAUUUUAACUGUAGUUGGAUGAUGCAAACGGUCAGGAUAGUACUUUCAGAGGUCCACAAGUGACUGAAAACAGUAUGUAUUUCAAAGUUGAACAGUUAAAUAUUGCUUUGUACCAAUAGAAAGAGGUCAGCAGCCCUUAUUUACACCAUC
This is a messenger RNA of Manihot esculenta (cassava), 2317 nucleotides long. Its product is annotated as putative lipoate-protein ligase A. Gene Ontology annotation, biological process: protein modification process. Bases 501 to 1304 code for a protein of 267 amino acids. The record is from RefSeq and is a predicted model, not a curated record. Gene Ontology annotation, cellular component: mitochondrion. Lineage: Eukaryota; Viridiplantae; Streptophyta; Magnoliopsida; Malpighiales; Euphorbiaceae. The transcript has 5 exons.